Molecule: messenger RNA, 1851 nt
Organism: Cucurbita maxima (winter squash)
Lineage: Eukaryota; Viridiplantae; Streptophyta; Magnoliopsida; Cucurbitales; Cucurbitaceae
Product: F-box protein At3g12350-like
Exons: 2
Coding region: 333-1706 (457 amino acids)
Biological process (GO): SCF-dependent proteasomal ubiquitin-dependent protein catabolic process; gibberellic acid mediated signaling pathway
Cellular component (GO): SCF ubiquitin ligase complex
Molecular function (GO): protein binding
Source: RefSeq, a predicted model, not a curated record
UAGAUUUAGUCAAAGUAAAAUAAAUAUUUGUAAUUUAUGAUUUGAUUCUGAGCUUUUGGUUAAGUAACAAUUUAAUUAACUUUGAUUUAGUUUUGUUCUAAAUGAAUUGGGCCGUUUCUUGGAACACUCGUAAACUAAGUUGGACUCGGCGGAUUUCCGAGGAAUAAAUUCCUUACUCCGAUAAGGAAUCUUCGAGUUUGCCUCCAUUUUUUUUUUUUCAGAUUUGCUCUUCCUCGCACCUGAAAACCUCAAUUUGUCACGCAAGUUUAUUUUGCUGAUUUCAUUGGGAAAAUCCGGAUUUUCCGAGAAAAUCUGUUCAUAGAGCUGCAAACAUGGCGAAUCUUAGCUCCGGAUUUGAUGAGAUGGGUUCCUUCUCCUUCACGGACUUUCCUGAAGAUGUUCAGUUAUGUAUUCUCUCCUUCCUCUCUCCCUCCGAUGUAGUCAAUUUCUCUUGUACAUCGAAGAGAGUCGUCUCGCUCUGUAGGAAUGAUCGGAAACUGUGGUUUACGAUGUGCGAUCGGAGAUGGGGAUCCAAAACUCAGAUCAAGAAUUGGGGAAAAGGAAACCUUACUUACAGGUUACUCUAUAGAACUCUUCUUCAAUGGGAGAAUUUAUUAGGUUUUUGGCGCCGGAGUGGCUCGUCUAGCGUAUCAUCGCCCCCGCUGGUGUUCUUCGAAUGGGGAUCGGAUUUUCUCGCAGGAUUUAGGGUUUCUCCAUCGAGUAACGGUACUUACGACGUGGUUAAGUCUCCAUUUCUAUGGCUGGGGCUCUCUUCAGAAGGUAAGGCCAUGGGUUUUAUUGACCCCAAGGGCUGUUCUGACUUCGCCGGGAAAUUUUCGGAUUUGGGGGAAUCCGAUUUCUCCGAUUGCGAUUUGGUUCCCAUCGAUUUGAGCUUCAUGGGGAAAAAUCAUUUUGUCAUCGAGGAAAAUCAGACGUUUGUUUAUCCGAAUUCCCCAGAACAAAGGAAAAAGGGAUUCCGCCGGAGUUCAAGUUUCGCCAAUUUGGCCGCCGCAACUGAUGUGAACGAAGUGGCAAGUGGCUCUCCAGGAAGCUUACCGGACCAAUUAAUGUCAGAAAUUUAUCAGCAUUUUGCGAAUAGAACCAGUCCUGGUGGGGAUAGAGCUUCAAGGAGGCAAAGGAGGAGGGAGAGGGAAAGGCUAGGAAAGAAGAAAUGGGAACCAGAGCAUUUCGUUAAAAUUGUCAAUUGCUCGCCCACACCAUUUCGGCCAUUACAGGGCUUGUGGAAGGGAAUCAGUGAUGAUAUGAGCAUGGAUUUCUAUCUUGUUGUAUAUGAUGACAUUGGUGGCAUUUCUUGUCGGAGGGUUAGGGACUCGUCCGAACGUUUCUCUAGUAAUGCUCCCGUGUUUUGGACAUCGAAUACUACGUUCUUGGAAACUCCAUUCUCCCUUGAGGAAGAACUUUUAUAUGACUGUCGAAUACAUGUUCGGCCUCUACCAGCCAAUGACAUUGAAGAGCUAGUGCCUUCAGUAGAAAAUAAAAAGAUUUCUCGCAUCCUUUGCGUGAACUCGAGUUAUGAUCUAGUCCUACCGGACCUGGCUGGAAGUAUUCCAAAUCCUCGUAAUGUCGAGGGAAGAAUUUGGCAAUACAAUAAUGGAACUUUUGGGUUCGGUUUCCUUAGGGAUAACUUUAUUAUAGACCUGAAGCACAUUGCUCGAAAUGGUUUAAUUCUGGAUACUGUGGAAUAAUGUGUUUAUUGAUUCUCCUUUUAGUUAACAUUGUAAUGAUUUGAUACAUUCUUUGGCCAAGAUUAUUCUUUAUACAAUGUACAGAUUGAUUAUGAAUUGUUGAUAUGUCAAAAGGUCACAAAUACAAUGUUCUUUUUCUUUUUCA